Erigeron canadensis is the source of this 657-nucleotide messenger RNA. Its product is annotated as ricin B-like lectin R40G3. The annotation marks the transcript as partial. Lineage: Eukaryota; Viridiplantae; Streptophyta; Magnoliopsida; Asterales; Asteraceae. The record is from RefSeq and is a predicted model, not a curated record. The transcript has 3 exons.
AUGUAUUGCUGUAAUGGCCAUAACAAUCAUGAACAACAACCAUCCCCCCUCGCUAAUUUGCCACUUCUUCGGUGCAACCAUCAUUAUUCACCAGCUGGUAUUGAUCAGUUAAAUGAUAAUGGAAGACGUAGCGGAGGUGUUUGGAUAUACUUUUGUUUCAAAUGUAUGAUGAACUCAUCAUCAUCUGCCCGUCUCAACCUGCAUCAACAACCAUAUGUUUCUCAUGAGAAAAAAGUCCCGGAAAAGUUAUGUAGUCAUCGUACAGAUGAUAUACCAACCGUUCGGGUUUAUUGCAAGGCCAAAACUGAUUACUCUCUCGCCGCCGGUGAUGGUAAAGUCAUUCUUGCACCAUCUAACCCUCUUGAUCCUCAUCAGCAUUGGAUCAAAGAUGAGACAUUUGGGAAAGAUGUCAAGGAUGAAGAAGGCUUUUCAUCUUUUGCUUUGGUGAAUAAAGCUACUGGCCAUGCCAUGAGACACUCCACUGGUGUAAAGUAUCUGGUUCAGUUAAAGGAAUGCAACCUUAAAAAACUAGACAAGUCUCUUCUUUGGACUAUGGGCAAGAAUUUAGGUGACGGUUAUAGGCCGCUUAGAGCAGUUGACAACAUUAGCCUGAAUCUAGAUUUAUUUGGUGUCAAGGAAGGCGGCCGGGUUAAGGUU